This is a messenger RNA of Scylla paramamosain (green mud crab), 4135 nucleotides long. RefSeq names its product mucin-2-like. NCBI's taxonomy places the organism in Eukaryota, Metazoa, Arthropoda, Malacostraca, Decapoda, Portunidae. Gene Ontology annotation, cellular component: extracellular region. Gene Ontology annotation, molecular function: chitin binding. The record is from RefSeq and is a predicted model, not a curated record. The transcript has 4 exons. The coding region runs from base 1 to 2268 and encodes 755 amino acids.
AUGAUGCAGUCUUGCCACAUUAUGCAACCUCUUUCCUGGGGCUCCAUCCAGCACCCACACCGGCGCCUGCCACACCUCCUCUUCCUCCUCUUCCUCUACUCCCUCACCUCCUGCAGCAAUGGCAUCACAUCCAUGACCGAGAAAGAAGCAACUGUUCCACUGCUAGGGGCUAUUCCUGACACUCCCUUCCGCUGCCUGGGUCACAGUGCCGGAUACUACGCUGACCCAGACACUGGCUGCCAGGUGUACCACAUGUGUGACAGUCUGGAGAGGCAGUACUCAUACCUGUGCCCAAACUAUACCCUCUUCAACCAGAAGUUCAUGGUGUGUGACCACUGGUACAUGGUGAACUGCUCCUCCUCCCCCACCUUCUACCACCUCAACAGUCACAUCGGAGAAGUGCCUGGCAAGACUGAGGGAGAAGAGGAGCAGAAUGCCAUCACGGUGGGGCCAGAGGGUGACGCCUCGCCAAGGAGAAGCAAAGGAACGCUCCCCCAAACACCACUCACAGGAGCACCAUUUCCCCCAAGCGGCCCCUCCAAGGAUGCCUCAAGACCCCGGCUGGGCUUCAAGCAGUCUGGAACACUACCUGUCAAAGGAACACUUUUCAAAACUCCCACAAAACCAGUUACUCCUGCUACCAGAUUUGCCUUCACUACAACACCAAAACCAAGCACAUCAUCACACAGGCCAUUUGCUUUCCCACUGACCCUACCACCAAACACUCCACCAAGCAAGCAACCAUUCACUUCACCAAUAAAACCACAUCAAUCAUUCACCCCACCAUCAAAAGAUCCACUCACACCAGUCAGGCAGCCAUCACCACUAAAUACACGCCCAUCUCUAGAUAAGGAAGCAUUCAAUUUAACCACUUCCAUCAGAAAAUCAACCACUCCCACAAGACAAUCAACCACUUCUACCAGGGAAUCAACCACUCGAACACAAUCAACCACUCCCACCAGACAAUCAACCACUCCCACCAGACAAUCAACCACUUCCACCAGACAAUCAACCACUUCUACCAAACAAUCAACCACUCCCACCAGACAAUUAACCACUCCCACUAGACAAUCAACCACUCCCACUAGACAAUCAACCCCUUCUACCAAACAAUCAACUACUCGAACACAAUCAACCACUCCCACCAGACGACCAUUUACUUUCCCAGUCACUCAGUCACCCACUCGGCUGAGCCAGAGAGUGACUGCAACAAUUCCUGCAGUACAAAAGCCACCUUCCUUAUUUUUCACUCUGCCUAAGACUGAAUUCAGUACCAGUCAUAAUGUGGAAGAGGAGCUAAGUACUGUAAAGCAUUCCAGCACUCACACACAUGCCACAAACUCUUCUCGUUCCACCACAAGUAGCUUCAGGCCACCCAGCAUUACUCGCACACACACUACACAAGCUCCUGCAAUACAGACAGAGCAGCCCCACACAAGCAUCACCAAGAAGCCUGCCAGUGUAGCCCGUGGCCCUGGCAACAGGUUCUCCUUCACUAACCACAGGGAGGAGGAAAUAGCCUUAACACCUGAGGAUCUGCAGAGAAUAGUGUUCCAGCCUCUCCUAGCACGACCACGCACCAAGACACGCAGGGUUCUCACCAGUGCCCCCUCCCUGCUGCCUAUUGAUCCUGCCAACAUCACAGACCCACACCUUCACCACUUCCCCAUGCGCAUUGAGUUUCCUGAUCCCGUCAUCCCCGAGGACUCAUCUUCCCGCAGUUCCCUGGAUUUAAAGUUGUCCAACAGUCAAGGAACUCAAGCGCCUCCCCACCUACUCAUCUCUCCAUCUGUCUCUCCAGCUGUACAUCCUCUCUCCACCUUCCUCUCUCCUCCUACACAUCCCUUCACCCCAAUUAUGAGAAUGAGGCAGGAGUUCCCCACACCUCUGGCUGUUCCUCAAGAGGAUCACAAUUUGCGAACGUCUCCUCGGGAAACGUUCCUCCCUGGAGCUCGGCGGCUGCCCUUCCCUUCUUCCACUCGGGGCAAUAGAGACUUCUUCAUUCCCUCAACAGAGUUUUCAGAGCUCUCACUGCUGGUGUCAGAGCUGUCUCCAAACAUUUUAGAGGAACCAGCCCAGAAUCCAAGCCACAGCACAAGUGAUCAUGACCACCACCAUCACCACCACGGUGACCACAUGACAAUGGUGUUUCCUGCACCCAUUGAGCCUCACAUGAUGGAGGAACUCAAGCUGAAUCCUGAGUGCCCUCGCUGCCACCCUGAGUUCCUUAAGCCUGGCCAGUGCAACCCUUGUGUUGUCAUCAAGUAAUGACAAGAACAUAGCUUUUAGGAAACAGCAGCACAACAAAUACUUGGAUACAACCAUUAAAUCAUUUGCACUAAAGUAACACAAAGAAUAUAAUUGAAGUAAAACAAAGAAUAUAAUUAAGACAUUAAGACUUACUCAGUUAAAGUACACAAAGGCUGACAUUUCUGGUCAUCAGCCUCCUGGUGCCUGCCUCAUGCAGCAGCCUGGUGUGGCCAGCCUACAACAGGAACAAUGAGAAGUGAGCACAAUUCUCUCACACACACACAAAUUAAACUGUACUUUUCAGAGGAGAUGAAGACCUGGGUACAUAACAUGAUAUACACUUCAGAAUGUUUGCAUAAACCAUAUGGGGAGGAAAUGUAAAUUUCAGCUAGGAAAUUAUCAAGUCAUGAAAGAAAUCUUUAUACAAGUUGUCUUUUUCCCUAAUAUGUAAAACAAGCAAAGUGGCAUCCAUUACUGAUACAUGGAAUAUGAAAGUCUUUCUUCUCAAUUUUUGUCUUGUAAGUAUACUAUAAAUAAAUAAUGUCUGUAGAUCAUCCCCUCAUCCUAAUUAUCUUGUGACAUAACAGAUAUGGAAAAACAAGUCCUGUAUUGUAAAUUUGGUGUCCAAAGUAUAAUAUAAUUGCCCAAGAUAAUAUGAAUAUUCUUUACAUUUUCACAGACAGUAAAAAUUAAAACAAAGGCUGCAUGCUUGAAAUCAUUUAUGCAAUAAUAAUAAUAUAAACUCUAUCCUGGAUUUUUAUCAAAUAUUAAUAAAUAUGACACCAGGUUUAUAUCAAUAUACCAAUUUUCAAAAAAUUUUCCAUUUUCAUGAACAGAUGGAUGUGUAUGCAAACAUGUUAUACUCUUUGUGUGUGUGUGUGUGUGUGUGUGUGUGUGUGUGUGUGUGUGUGUAGCGCCACCAGUUCAGAAGUUCACAAAGCAGUACUCUACUUCUCUGUGUGUAAUGAUUAAUGACCAUCUACUCUGGUCUGACAGAGAAAAACACUACAUAUUACACCAAGACAUGACCCAGGGUGAGUGGUGCCUUACAUCAGUCGGCUGAAUAUGUGUUUAUUGCAUAUCAUAGAUGUGGGUACUCCCACACUUAUGGCCUGAAUGUACUGAGCAUGUAUCCUACAGCACAAAUAUUAUGACAAGAAGCACCACAAGUUGUAUGUACUGUAUCUAAUAGUUAUGAGUGCAAUGAUUACUAAAAGUUGUAUGAGGUCUCUGAUACUAGUUACUUUACUAGCAUGUCACUUGCAAGUCUCAUAUAUGUUAAGUUUAAUGCAUUAGAUCUGUGUAUGUGUAAGUUGUGAGUGUAGCAGUACACUGUAAUGAUGUGCAGGUCACAUCUCUAGGUUUAGCUAAAGAUCAAAACAGGAAAUGCUGCAUUAACUUGAUGGAAAAGUUUACAAAUCAUUGACUGGUAUUGGAAAGCAAUGUAGAAAAAUACAUUUUAUCAUUUAUAUAGUUAAUACAUACAGCAGUGCAUGAUGUGAGUGAAACUGUGUAAGGUUUGGAGGUGAACCAUGCAGGGUUUGUGUGUGAACCAUGCAAGGUUUGUGUGAGAACCAUGCAAGGUUUGUGUGAGAACCAUGCAAGAUUUGUGUGUGAACCAUGCAAGUUUUGUGUGUGAACCAUGCAAGGUUUGUGUGAACCAUACAUGGUUUGUGUGUGAACCAUGCAAGGUUUGUGUGAACCAUGCAUGGUUUGUGUGUGAACCAUGCAAGGUUUGUGUGUGAACCAUGCAAGGUUUGUGUGUGAACCAUGCAAGGUUCAUGUGAUGAGCAGCUGAUGGGCCAGCUGGUCAAAUCAGUAAGUGUAGCAAUAUGGAAGUGUUUAAUGGGAAAACCUUAUUCUAGUAAAGUGUGUUAAGACUAAA